Messenger RNA from Erigeron canadensis, 1475 nucleotides. Its product is annotated as ubiquitin receptor RAD23d-like. Gene Ontology annotation, cellular component: cytosol; nucleoplasm. Gene Ontology annotation, molecular function: ubiquitin binding; proteasome binding; polyubiquitin modification-dependent protein binding. Lineage: Eukaryota; Viridiplantae; Streptophyta; Magnoliopsida; Asterales; Asteraceae. The record is from RefSeq and is a predicted model, not a curated record. The transcript is spliced from 10 exons. Gene Ontology annotation, biological process: nucleotide-excision repair; proteasome-mediated ubiquitin-dependent protein catabolic process. Bases 85 to 1260 code for a protein of 391 amino acids.
UCUUCUUAUUCUUCAAAUUUUCAAUCAUUUUCUCAGCCUAAACGACACCGUUUCGGAUCGAAUUAUCAGCAUUUUACUACAGAAAUGAAAAUUUUUGUGAAAACACUGAAGGGAACUCACUUUGAAAUUGAAGUCAAACCUGACGAUACGGUUAGUGAUGUGAAGAAAAAUAUAGAGGCGGUUCAGGGAUCAGAUGUUUAUCCUGCCGCGCAACAGAUGCUUAUUCAUCAGGGUAAAGUGUUGAAAGAUGGGACUACUUUGGAGGAAAAUAAAGUUGCUGAAAAUAGUUUUAUCGUUGUCAUGUUAUCCAAGAGCAAGAGCUCCCCUGCUGGAACUUCAACUGCAGUUGCUGCCUCAAAGGCGCCUCAGACGAGUGCCGCUUCUCCUGCCAUUCCUGUUGCAGCAACCCUGUCAACUCCUGCAACUGUGACACCGGCUGCAUCAGUUCCUCAAUCAACUCCAGUAUCAGCGCCAACGUCUACUUUGGAUGCCCUGUCUGGGGAUGUUUAUGGGCAAGCAGCAUCACAUCUGGUUGCAGGGACCAAUCUGGAGGGUGCAAUUCAGCAGAUUCUUGAUAUGGGUGGAGGUACAUGGGACAGGAACACAGUUAUACGUGCUCUACGUGCUGCUUUUAACAAUCCAGAAAGAGCUGUUGAAUAUCUAUAUUCUGGCAUACCUGAGGCAGCUGAACCUCCUCCUCUUGUUGCAGCUCCACCAGUGGCAGGUCCGCAAGCUGUGAACCCUGUGGUUCAGCCACCACAAGCCACACAAGCUGCAGCUGCUCCUUUAAAUGGACCAAAUGCAAAUCCCUUGAACCUCUUUCCUCAGGGUCUUCCUGGCGUGGGUGCAAAUGCUCCGGCGGGUGCUGGUGCAGGAGGCAACCUGGAUUUCCUGCGCAAUAAUCCACAAUUUCAAGCUUUUCGAGCGAUGGUGCAAGCUAAUCCACCGCUUUUACAGACAAUGCUUCAAGAAUUGGGGAAGCAAAACCCUCAGCUGUUGAGACUCAUUCAAAAUCAUCCAGCUGAUUUCAUUCGCUUGAUUGAUGAACGCGUUGAAGGCGGGGAGAAUGUACCUGGACAGCUCGCUGCAGGUGCGCCUCUGCAAAUAACAGUUACAGUUCAGGAGCGUGAAGCUAUUGGGCGUCUAGAAGCAAUGGGAUUUGACAGAGCCGUAGUACUGGAAGUAUUUUUCGCAUGCAACAAGAAUGAAGAGCUGGCUGCCAAUUACUUGCUAGACCACAUGCAUGAAUUUGAAGGCUAGUGUUGAUAAUCGGUGGUGGAUUAUAAAUUUUUUAAACCCGUACCAUCUCUUUUCGUUUCUCUAUAUCCCCCUUCUUGUGGUUAUUCACUCCGUUGCACCUUUGGUUAAGUGGCGGAAGAUCAGUAGGACCAAAAGGGGUCUUGGUCCCUCCAGAAUUUUGGGAUAUAUGUAGCAAUUAUUUAAUAUUUUAUAGUAAAAAAUAAAAUUUAUGUGUA